GUGCAAUUAUUGGACCUGCAGCUAUGCCUUAAAAGGACUAACUAAUUCUAUCUUCUCUCCUGACUACUCUAAAAUUCAAUUGCCAAUAGCAGAUAGAUAGAUAUUCCAAAUAAGGAAAGAGUCAAAUUGCCAAGAAGGAAAAGAGGCAAAAAACAAAACAAAAAAAAACAAGUUUUCCAUCAUGUUGAUGAAGAUUCUCAACACAAAAUUUUGGUCAGCUUUGAGGCAUUUAGAAAUUCCAAUCUAGCAGCUAACUUGUUCUGUUUCUUUGACACUUUUCGAAAGGUUAUUUAAAGAAUGGUUAUUUAAAGCCAGGGGCUUUCUAAAUCGUCCACGUAAGUAUACUCAAAUAAGAAUGAUAUCAGCUAAAUCGGAGAUAGGGAAAUGAAGUGGGAUAGAUUACGCUACUAGCAUCUUCCAUGACAGCUGUGGGUACUCAGCCUCCUUUGGUUUCUACGUCCAGUUUUAGUAAUCAGGCAGCCGCAUUAAAUUUAGGCAAUGGUUGUUUGAAAAAAAAAAUCAAAAUCAGGCAACUAUAAUGGAUAACUAAGGGGUUAUCAAACUUCAUUAAGUGACGGGGUUAUGCGGGAAAAUUUGAGGCAUACAAUCCAAUCAUCUUGAAGUUGCAGCAGCAGGUAUCGCAUUCAUGUGUCGUUUUCAAGAUGGAUUUAGAGAUGAGAUUAUUAUUGUAAAAUCUUCUUCAGAUUAGACACAUCUUUCCGGCAAGCCUGUUUGAAAAUGACCUUGGAACAACAACAACAACAUCAAAAGAAAAAUCCUUGUUGAAUUCCUUCUGUUCAAGUUGGGUAACUUUGACAAUGUAAUAAAGAAUGGUCCUCUACUUCUACCUUAUACAAACAACAUUGACUUUGAAAGUGUCGUACAAUCAUAAAAUGUUCUAUUAUUAGUUCUUUUUUCUUCAUUAUAUGAUAAUAAUUUUUUUUUUCAAAUACAAAUUUGAUUUUUUGAUAUUUCAGUAUUGGAAAAGCAGAAAACUUCGACCGUAUGUAUAAGAUAUUUUAGACAAGUGGAGGGGCGAAAAUACAAACUGAGCAUUUCCGCAUGUGACCACUUUGUACACGUGGAAAAUCAACCCCGAAUCUGAAACAGCUGUCCUUCUAGCCUCUGUCUUCAAGUAGGAAAACGAAAGUAAAACAGAAUAACUUGUUUUAUCAUAUUCCAGAAAUUAGUGACGAAAAAAAAAGUCCCACUCUUGUUUUGCUUGGCCUCCUCACCCUCUUAUCAGUCUUGUUCGCUCAGUCACUUUCGCUUGCUCUCAUGCAGGUUUCUAUUUUUUCACAGCAACCAAAAGCUAAACCCAGAUUUCUAACUCUCUCUCUUGCUCCCAUAAUUCUUUUAUGUUAGUAGCUGUAAAUGUUUCUGUGGUUUUACUUUGAACCUUCAGCUUUCAGUGAGUCCCAGUUGUCAUCUCUUUCAAGAGUGUGUAAUUUGGUAGUUCAGGCAGCAAUCUUUUUCCUGUGCCACAAAUAUAUUUGUGUGUGUGUGUGUGUUUUCUUCCAACAUUGACACUAAAGUGAAGAGCCAUGCAAAGGGAGAAUAAUACUGCCCUAUCAUCAGCUGCUACUUCUCGGCUUCGGCACCGGAAACAAUCUAAUGAGGUUAGGUUAUUCCAGACCCUAGCAAAGCAAAUGGUGGAAAUUUGCUUGUUGAUGACCAUAACAACUAUGGUGGUGGUUAUCCAAAUAUUUAUGGCAAAAGAGCUGCUCAAUCUACUCAGGAAAGCACAUGAAGAUAGGAGUCUUCCUGGAUUUAGGCUAUUAAAUUGGCACUUCUUCUUCACUGCAAUGUUAUUUGUAUAUGGUCGCCUUCUCAGUCAACCACUCGUCAAUUCUGUAACUUCGGACAAAUUUUUGUAUCAGUUUGUCAGCAGUCAUAUCAAGUAUCAUAUGGCUAUCUGUUACUUUUUUUACAUUGCAGGUUUUAUGUGGUUUAUUCUUACAUUGAAGAAGAAGAUGUACAAGUAUCAGUUUGGCCAGUAUGCAUGGACACAUAUGAUUCUGAUUGUGGUGUUCACACAGUCAUCCUUUACUGUGGCCAAUAUUUUUGAAGGAAUUUUUUGGUUUCUUCUUCCAGCAUCGCUUAUUAUUAUCAAUGACAUUUUUGCUUAUAUCAUUGGUUUCUUCUUUGGAAGAACCCCAUUAAUCAAAUUAUCUCCAAAGAAAACGUGGGAGGGAUUUAUUGGAGCUUCUGUUACGACUAUCAUCUCUGCAUUUGCGCUUGCAAAUGUCUUGGGUCGUUUCCAGUGGCUAACCUGUCCAAGGAAGGAUUUAUCAACUGGUUGGCUUCAAUGUGACCCAGGUCCAUUGUUUAGGCCUGAGUAUUAUACUUUACCUGGAUGGAUUCAUCAAUGGUUUCUUUGGAAAGAGAUCUCCAUUUUGCCAGUUCAGUGGCAUGCUUUAUGCCUUGGUUUGUUUGCAUCAAUUAUAGCACCCUUUGGGGGUUUUUUUGCGAGUGGUUUUAAAAGAGCUUUUAAAAUCAAGGAUUUUGGUGAUAGUAUUCCUGGCCAUGGUGGAAUUACAGAUAGAAUGGAUUGCCAGAUGGUGAUGGCGGUAUUUGCAUAUAUCUAUCAUCAGUCAUUUGUUGUGCGUGAAGGCAUCUCAGUUGAAAUCAUCUUGGACCAGAUCUUGACGAACCUUACUUUUGAGGAGCAGCAAACUCUUCUUAUAAAGCUCGGGCAGAUCUUGCAGGAAAGACUUGGACAUUCCUAAAUAUGUGGCUUAAUUCUGUGCAAGCUACCAAUCAUCCCUUUCUUUCCCCAGCAUGUUUGUGUGGUACAUAACAACAAAAGAGGAAAAGAAAACGGUUUUGUGUAUUAUGGUGUUUUGACGCUGUUUCGAUUCAAAUAUUCUUAGGCAGAGGUAUUCUUUAUGGGCUCACUCUGUAUAUUUUUUUUGUCAAGCCAGUUAAUUAUUAAUUAAUUCACAUGAAAUCUUAACAGAUAUUAUCUGUUCAGUUGCUUCUCAGUUCUCUCAUUAUUUUUUACUUUUUCUGGUUUGAGUAUUGCAAAGAACUAAAAUAAGCAGAAUCAUAGUGAUAACCAUUGUAAUUGAAAAGUGUUAUAACCAUUGCAAGUCUCCAACACAACAAGACUUUAACUG
This is a messenger RNA of Durio zibethinus, 3119 nucleotides long. NCBI's taxonomy places the organism in Eukaryota, Viridiplantae, Streptophyta, Magnoliopsida, Malvales, Malvaceae. The record is from RefSeq and is a predicted model, not a curated record.